Nestor notabilis (Kea) is the source of this 1109-nucleotide messenger RNA. RefSeq names its product somatostatin receptor type 1. NCBI's taxonomy places the organism in Eukaryota, Metazoa, Chordata, Aves, Psittaciformes, Psittacidae. Gene Ontology annotation, molecular function: neuropeptide binding; somatostatin receptor activity. The transcript has a single exon. Bases 115 to 1059 code for a protein of 314 amino acids. The record is from RefSeq and is a predicted model, not a curated record. Gene Ontology annotation, cellular component: membrane; neuron projection. Gene Ontology annotation, biological process: cellular response to estradiol stimulus; neuropeptide signaling pathway.
GGCAGGAACUCCUCUGGCGCCCCGAAUAGCACCCUGAGUGAGUCUCAGGGCAGCGCCAUCCUCAUCUCAUUCAUCUACUCCGUGGUGUGCCUGGUCGGGCUGUGCGGCAACUCCAUGGUCAUCUAUGUGAUCCUACGCUAUGCCAAGAUGAAGACGGCCACCAAUAUCUACAUCCUCAACCUGGCCAUCGCAGACGAGCUGCUGAUGCUCAGCGUCCCCUUUCUGGUCACUUCUACCCUGCUGCACCACUGGCCCUUUGGCUCUCUGCUCUGCCGCCUGGUGCUCAGUGUGGAUGCUAUCAACAUGUUCACCAGCAUCUACUGCCUGACUGUGCUCAGUGUGGACCGCUACAUUGCUGUGGUGCACCCCAUCAAGGCGGCCAGGUACCGCCGUCCCACUGUGGCUAAAAUGGUCAAUCUGGGUGUCUGGGUGCUUUCCAUCCUGAUCAUCUUGCCCAUCAUCAUCUUCUCCAACACAGCAGCCAACAGUGAUGGAACAGUGGCUUGCAACAUGCUCAUGCCAGAGCCCACUCAGAGGUGGCUGGUGGUCUUUGUGGUCUACACUUUUCUGAUGGGUUUCUUGCUACCUGUGGUGGCCAUCUGCCUCUGCUACAUCCUCAUCAUUGCCAAGAUGCGUAUGGUAGCCCUGAAGGCUGGCUGGCAGCAGCGCAAACGCUCUGAGCGCAAGAUCACCCUCAUGGUCAUGAUGGUGGUGAUGGUCUUUGUCAUCUGCUGGAUGCCCUUCUACAUCGUGCAGCUGGUCAAUGUCUUUGUCGAGCAGGAUGAUGCCACCAUCAGUCAGCUCUCUGUCAUCCUUGGCUAUGCCAACAGCUGUGCCAACCCCAUCCUCUAUGGCUUUCUCUCGGACAACUUCAAGCGGUCUUUCCAGCGGCUGCUCUGCCUCAGUUGGAUGGACAAUGCUGCAGAGGAACCCAUCGACUACUAUGCCACUGCCCUCAAAAGCAGAGCAUACAGCGUGGAGGACUUUCCCCCAGACAACUUGGAGUCAGGGAGCAUGUACAGGAAUGGCACUUGCACCUCCAGGAUUACCACCCUCUGAGGAAGCAUUCCCUGCCCGCAGCAGGAGGGUGAGCAAGUCCAGGGCUGUGG